Molecule: messenger RNA, 1930 nt
Organism: Hypoxylon trugodes
Lineage: Eukaryota; Fungi; Ascomycota; Sordariomycetes; Xylariales; Hypoxylaceae
Exons: 7
Coding region: 226-1689 (487 amino acids)
Source: RefSeq, a predicted model, not a curated record
UAUGGCAAGCUUAGGAUAUCUUUAAAAAAGACGAGAAAAAAACAGAAAAACAUCUGUGACAGAGCCGCAUAACUAAUUUAAGGCUCGGUUCGCAUCUUCGCGUUUAUCUUCUUCUCCCGGUCUGCUCGUGAAUGCUGCCGCUACCCACGGCCCGGAUAUUGCGCGCGCGUUCCUUUGCGUAUUGACCUUGCCCCCCAAUGAGAAAUUAAGCCACAAAAUGUCACAAUGCAAAAGUCGAAACAUAAGCAAAAGUCGUCGCGCCCUUGGAGUGAGCACAAGUGGAGUGAACCCAAGUGGCACGACCAGUAUCAACAAUGGUAUUUGGAACGAGAAGACCGGAACGGUACCAUAGAGUAUAAAUGGGUUGAGCCAAACUCCCCCAGCACCCAAGAUCAAAGUAUUCCACGGUCCGAUCAUACCAUUGACGAUCUAGCGGGAGGAGUCCAGAACCUAAGUGUCAACCAAGGCGUCUAUGACUCGGGCCAAUCCUUCGACUACGGAAACCACCACGCCGCUACUGUCGACCAUGCUAGCUAUACCCUCGAUACACGCCAACCUCAAGACUCAAGCUACAUUGACCACGUGCAGACACAACAGCCAAACGACAAAGGAAAGGGGAAACUACCAGAGGUCGAGCAACUUAACCAGUAUGGUAAUACUUCGCUUGGUAGCAACCCAUCCCAAGUUUCCGAUGGGGUGCCGUUAACGACAAACAACUAUAAUCAAGGGACGCAGCCGCAAUACACUAAUCCUGGUUAUAUGGCGGUCGACGGCACUACAGCUCACGCAUCUAUAAAUAGUGUAGAACCACAAGUGAACAAUUAUGAGCCGGAGGAAACACAAUCUCUCGAUGAAGAUGCAUAUAAUGAGGCUAUCCGCCGGAGCCGCAAUGAGUAUUAUGGGACACAAACCGCGGGCGAGCCGUCAUAUUCUGCAUCCAUAGCAGGCACAGCUAGUACCUCAUCAUCUUGGCCGACUGCUGCUGUUGAUCCUAAUGCUUACGAACUAAAUCCGCCGCUAGUUAAUGGAGAGGACGUACAGACACCUCGUGGUGGCUCACCAGUCCCAGUAGCAAUUCCGGCCGCUCCAUCCUACUCUAAUUAUAUCCAAGGGACGCCAGGGGAAGAAGAGGUAUUGGAUAGUAGAUACAGAGUUGAACAUUCUGGGAGAUUCCAGCCGGGCGAGGUGUUCAAGAUCCUUUGGUCAGAGCCCCUCGGUCAAGUCGGCCAAGCUGGCGGUGAUGAUCCCAUAUCCGAUAUAACAAAAAGGAGAACUGCAGGUGGUAAUAAAUUUUACAUUGGUUUCCGCAGGUUCAUCAUUGUAACGACUGAUGAAAGCCAUCAUAGCACAUGCGUACCUAUCUUGACGUAUGAUCGACGAGGGUGCUUGAAGAAAGGAGUAAGACCCAACAAGCAUGGAAUCAUAUACAUGGCGGGAACCAAGCCUAAACUCUUAAAGAAUGAACCCGAACUCGGGUUCCCCCCUGUAGCGCUUCAAGUCUACGCAGAGGGCGAGAUGCUUGCUAGGGAGUCUCGGGUGAACUAUUCUAAAUUGGUUACCAUCGAGCACAACGUCAAAGUCUUUUUCAUCGGAUCAAUUACUGGUGACGAUUUCGACAAUGUUCGCUACGCGGUUAAUGAAUGCUGGAACAAGAAGAUGCAUCGUUCAUCAAGGAAAACCAGGAGAUGAGCGUUCCUGGCCUCGACAAAAUACAGCUCCCACGUCACGUUCUUCUAUGGCCUACAGCCACCCGCGGUGUCGGAAGGCGCCCAUCCUAUAUAUAUAUACGUUUUAAGGAGUUUACUUCAUAGCGCUAUCCCUUCUCGUUGGUGGUUGUCUACUAAGAGACUGGAUAGCGUAGUAACCUCCCCAACAAAUCACGUUUUAUUUCUAACGACACGCCGUUUGCCAUCGCAUCCACAUUCCUAUA